GUCAGCUAAUCAAUUUCUCAUCGUGCGGAUAUAUAAGUCUCGCUCGAUUGCACCAUCCCCACUCCCUCUUUCUCUCCUACCAUCCUCCUCCCCCGCUGUUACACCCGUCUCGUCUCGCGAAUCAACAUGGUUGCGUCCAGUGUGCUCGGUUUCCCUCGUAUUGGUGGUAACCGUGAGGUGAAGAAGGCUGUUGAGGCCUACUGGGCCGGCAAGAUCUCUGCCGACGAGCUCACAAAAGCCGCUGCCGAUGUGCGCAAGACGAGCUGGACCAACCUUAAAGAGCGCGGCGUCGACCUCAUCCCGAGCGGCGACUUCUCGCUCUACGACCACGUUCUCGACCACUCGGCUGCUUUCAACGUUAUCCCCAAGCGUUACAGCGGCCACAACCUCUCGGCCCUCGAUGUCUACUUUGCCAUGGGCCGUGGUCGCCAAGCCGCGGGUGUCGACGUCCCUGCCUGCGAAAUGAAGAAAUGGUUUGACUCCAACUACCACUUCGUCGUCCCAGAGUUCUCGGAUGAGACCGACUUCCAGCUCAAGUUCAACAAGGCUCUUGAGGAGUACAACGAGGCGAAGGCCCUCGGCAUUGUCACGCGCCCGGUCGUCCUUGGCCCCGUCUCUUUCCUCGCUCUCGGCAAGGCCGCCAAGGAGGCGAAGCCCGGCUUCCAGCCCAUCUCUCUCCUCCCCAAGCUCAUCCCCGUCUACAAGCGUCUGCUCGCUGACUUGAAGGCUGCCGGCGUCGAGUCCGUCCAGGUCGACGAGCCCGUGCUUGUCCUUGACCAGGCUGCGUACUAUGAGAAGCAGUAUGCGCAGGCUUACUCUGAGCUUGUUCCUGUGUCUCCCAAGAUCGUGUUGGCUACCUACUACGGACGUCUCGGCUCUAACCUCAGCUUCGUGGCGAAGCUCCCCGUCGCUGGCCUCCAUAUUGACCUCGACCGUGCCCCGAAGCAGCUCGACGAGGUUGUCGCUGCGUUGAAGCCCACCGCUCAGGUUCUGUCGCUCGGUGUCGUCUCCGGCCGUAACAUCUGGAAGGCAGACCUCGACGCAGGCAUCGUCUUGGGCCAGAAGGCGAUCUCCGUCCUCGGUGCUGACCGCGUCAUCAUUGCUACCUCAUCUUCGCUUCUGCACACCCCCGUCACCCUUGCGUCCGAGAACAAGCUCACUGCUGAUCAGAAGGAUUGGUUCUCCUUCGCUCUCGAGAAGGCCGAGGAGGUUGCUGUUCUCGCCGCUGUCCUCUCUGACUCCCAGGAUGCUAAAGUCUCCUCCGCCCUUGCGGCGAACAAGGCUUCCAUUGCCAAGCGUCGCGACUUCGAGCGCACCUCCGACGAUGCCGUCAGGAAGCGGGUUGCCUCCAUCACCCCCGACAUGUUGGAGCGCAAGAGCCCCUUCGCUGUUCGCAAGCAGCUCCAGGAAAAGAACCUCGGGCUACCGAAGUUCCCGACCACCACCAUUGGUUCCUUCCCGCAAACCGCGGAGAUCCGUGCUGCGCGUGCUAAGCUCAACAAGAAGCAGAUUGGCGAGGCCGAGUACGAGGAGUUCAUCAAGAAGGAGAUCGAGUACGUCGUCCGGUUCCAAGAGCGCAUCGGCCUCGACCUACUCGUCCACGGUGAGCCCGAGCGUAACGACAUGGUGCAGUACUUCGGCGAGCAGUUCCAGGGCUUCGUCUUCACCCAGAACGGUUGGGUGCAGUCCUAUGGCUCCCGCUACGUCCGUCCCCCCAUCAUCGUCUCGGACGUCAGCCGCCCUCACCCUGUCACGGUCAAGUGGAGCAGCUACGCGCAGAGCGUCACCUCCAAGCCGAUGAAGGGUAUGCUUACGGGCCCGGUGACCAUCCUCAACUGGUCGUUCCCUCGUGCGGACAUCUCUCGUGAGCUCCAGUGCAUGCAGCUCGCGCUCGCGCUCCGCGACGAGGUCGUCGACCUCGAGAAGGCUGGCAUCAAGGCCGUGCAGGUCGACGAGCCCGCCCUCCGUGAGGGUCUCCCGCUCCGUAAGGCCGACUGGGACUCGUACCUCAAGUGGGCGCUGCCGUCGUUCAAGCUCUCGACUGCGGGCGUUACCGACAGCCUCCAGACGCACUCGCACUUCUGCUACUCCGACUUCGACGACAUCUUCCCGUCGAUCCAGGCGCUCGACGCGGACGUCAUCUCGAUCGAGGCGUCGAAGAGCGACAUGAAGCUGCUCACGACGUUCAAGCAGUACGGUUAUUCGAACCAGAUCGGCCCCGGUGUCUACGACAUCCACUCGCCUCGUGUCCCGGGUGAGCAGGAGAUCAAGGACCGUAUCGCGUCCAUGCUCGAGAUCCUCCCCGAGGAGCUGCUCGUCAUCAACCCUGACUGCGGUCUUAAGACCCGUGGCUGGAAGGAGACCGAGGCUUCGCUCGUGAACCUCGUCAACGCCGCCCGCUGGGCGCGCCAGACCUACGCGUGAACGCGAUCUGCAUUGCGCUUCAACAGCGCCCGCAUGGUGGCCAUGUAGUGACCGGCGCGUCGCCCUCUCAACGAGGCCGCGCUGUGUUCUUGACCCAGGGUAUUAAGCUGUGGCGACAAAAC
Messenger RNA from Rhodofomes roseus, 2546 nucleotides. RefSeq names its product cobalamin-independent methionine synthase. Gene Ontology annotation, molecular function: zinc ion binding; 5-methyltetrahydropteroyltriglutamate-homocysteine S-methyltransferase activity. The transcript has 5 exons. Bases 127 to 2424 code for a protein of 765 amino acids. The record is from RefSeq and is a predicted model, not a curated record. NCBI's taxonomy places the organism in Eukaryota, Fungi, Basidiomycota, Agaricomycetes, Polyporales, Fomitopsidaceae.